AAAUGCAUUAACCAUAAAAGUUACAGUGUGAAGUGUUUUGUAAGAGCAAAUAGCUGGAAACAUAUGGGGAAGAAGCAAACUUUAAUAACACACGACAUAAUCAUCAUGCAGUAACUGUUGUCCUUUUAAACAAACACCUCAACUCUCCACAUCUCUCACAAUUCUACACUUUCCAUCUCUCUCUCUCUCUCUCUCUCUCACUCAUUAUUUUUUUAAUAUAGAUUGGUCAACUCUUUAUGUUUGCUUGCUGCUCCACCUAAUGCUUUUACUACAACGUUCUUUUCUUCUUCCUAUAAAUACACUCUCUCUUCCUCUCCAUUCUAUCUUCCCUCACCUUAUUGUUUCACACACAGCAAAAUUCCAGACAUCUUAGUUUUCCAAUGUGAAAUACUAUAUGACAAAAAACCUUGUAGUUUGUAGAAACUAAUUAACCUAAAUUAAUUCACAUCAUGUCUGAUUCUUUCUGUAGUUUUCUCUCUGCUACUCCAAAUUCCAACCAUAAUUCUCAUGCACCUCCAAAACUCUCUUCCAUAGUUCAACCUUAUUGUCUUUGCACCCAUUGUAAUCAUCUCCUCCCCUUCAAUCACCACGCCGGAACAUUUGACUGCAGAGGCGCGGACCAAGGAACGAGCAAUACUAUGCAGCCACAGCAAAGCUCAAGGUGGAGUCCAACACCGGUUCAAUUACUAGUCCUUGAAGAAUUAUAUAGGAAAGGCAUGAAAACACCAUCAGCUGAACAAAUCCAGCAAAUAGCUUUGCAGCUUCGUCAAUUCGGGAAGAUCGAAGGGAAAAACGUGUUCUAUUGGUUUCAGAAUCACAAGGCAAGAGAGCGGCAGAAGCGUCGCCGCCGGGAGAUGGAGGAAACAACUGGUUCUUCAACUGAAGAUAAAAAAGAGAAAGACAAGUACGUUAUGAGCAACUCAGAAGCUGCAGGAUUGAAAGAGACAGGUAGUGGAGUUAAAGAGACAAAGAAGUGGGCAACCACUUCAAACUGCAGUGAACAAGCAGAGGAAAUAGCAGAAAAAGGAUCAAUACAAGUUUUGAGGAAAAACAUAGCUGCAGAAAGUGAAGGAAAGUGCCAAAAUAUUGAGAUUCCUUAUUACUUCACACCUUUUACUUCACCAGCAUAUAGAACAUGUAGUAAUAGUAUUAGUAACACACCUCAAAGCUAUGAUUUAUUACCAUUUAACAAAGAAAAUUUCAACUAUUAUGAAGAAGAAAAUGCAGCUCCUAGGACACUUGAUCUUUUUCCGGUUAAGGAGGAUGAACAAGAUGGAAAAUCUAUGUUGUGUGUUAAUGAUUCUAUGGAGACUGAAAUUGCUUCUUCCUCCAACCAGUUUUUUGAGUUUCUUCCUUUGAGAAAUUGAAGUAGCUAGAGAAAUAUUAAUCUAUGUAAUUUUAGAAUAUUUGGAGUUUGAAAUUGGAUGUGUCUGUAGUGAAAAAUGACAAUAUAUUUUUUGGUUUCAGUUUCUAUCUUGAAGUGAGUGAGUGAGUGAUCAUGCAUGUGUGUUAAUGUAAGUGUUGUACAUUUGAAUGUCAGUCACUAUAUCAUCAUCGCGUAUGAAAAUGUCAACCAUGCCCUUUAUUAAGG
Messenger RNA from Vicia villosa (hairy vetch), 1591 nucleotides. Its product is annotated as WUSCHEL-related homeobox 6-like. Gene Ontology annotation, biological process: plant organ development. Lineage: Eukaryota; Viridiplantae; Streptophyta; Magnoliopsida; Fabales; Fabaceae. Gene Ontology annotation, molecular function: DNA-binding transcription factor activity; DNA binding. Bases 450 to 1367 code for a protein of 305 amino acids. The transcript is spliced from 4 exons. The record is from RefSeq and is a predicted model, not a curated record.